This is a messenger RNA of Loa loa (African eye worm), 1242 nucleotides long. RefSeq lists its product as hypothetical. The transcript has 5 exons. The coding region runs from base 1 to 1242 and encodes 413 amino acids. The record is from RefSeq and is a predicted model, not a curated record. NCBI's taxonomy places the organism in Eukaryota, Metazoa, Nematoda, Chromadorea, Rhabditida, Onchocercidae.
AUGUUUUCAACAGAUCGAAAUUUCACCAAUAAAAACGAUCGGGAAGUAUAUCCGCAGUCACAAACUACUGAUUCCCAACUCUCAAAAUCACAAAACUCACCUUCAGAAGAAAUGCGAUUGCAAGUUGUAAAUGCCAAAUACCAAACGGUAUCGAAUAGUAGUGAGGAAGAUGAAUUUCUUGACGAAGUAUUGAAUGAUAUGUUAAAUGUAACAUUUUCCGAAAUAGAUCAAGCAUCUAUGGUAUCUAAUGCUGCGAAGUCUGAAAAUCGCAGGAAGAAGGAUUCUCAAAAAACCACGGAACUUUUAUUCAAACUAAAAAAAUUACACAGUCUCGCAAAUUCCAGAAACUUCCGUGACUUCACCUACACUUCCGAAUGUGUCACCAAUUUCUCAAUAAAUCCUGGACUCUCGACAACGGUGGAUCAUCCGAAUGAUGAAACUGUUCCAACGAGAACUUUUUUCUUGACAGAUCAUGAAAAUGAGCAGAUACCAAGAAUGCAGGCAUACACAAAAACAGCUGUCGACAUUGAAUAUGACAAAAUUAAUCAAACACCCACAGCGCCGAAUACGGUGCCAAACCUUACAACACAUUUGGAGAACAAAAAAGAUAUUCAUGACUUACGCGUAGAAAACACAGAACCUGUGAGAACGUUGCCGGAUAUUAUGGAAAGAAGCGGGAAAAGCAAAGAUUCAGAGCAACAUAAUGAAGGGUUGGUUCGAAAGAAGCGCAAAAAGUGCUCACGUCAUCGCUAUGGCUCUCAAAGGAAAUGUCCUGAUAAUGAUAAUAUCACGUUCGAGGUUACCGUCCCAACAGCAUAUACAACGCAACAGCUACGGAACUAUGUCUCCAACUUGUGGUCAGUCAGAGAUGAUGUGGCAGUAAACUGCUUUUUUGUCUUCAUAGACCCCAUUUUCAGAAAUGUGAUCUGUGACAAGAAACAGUUAUUGUACGAAUGCCGACUGAAAGCGAAGUAUCGAUCAAAAAUCUGCUCAAAAACUCAAAGAUGUACCACUUUGAGUCGGUCGACAGAAACUUCAGAAAAUAUCGAUUCUCCUAAACAGGAUUUCUAUCAAAAAAAUGAGACAGAAUCAUUUCACCAAAUUUUAAAUACGAAUGAAACAGGUCAAUCACCCGUGAAAAAUUUGCGAACGGAAAGGAUUGAGGAUUUGUUGCUUCGAGCAGUGCAGGAAUAUCAGACGUAUCUCAAAAUUCAGAAAAAAGGAUUGAAGAUUAAUAAAUGA